AUGUUCCACCCCCACAGACACCACCGAGGCCAUGUUCCACCCCCACAGCCACCACCUAGGCCAUGUUCCACCCCCACAGACACCACCGAGGCCAUGUUCCACCCCCCACAGAUAAUCACCGAGACCAUGUUCCUCCCCCACAGGCACCACCGAGGCCAUGUUCCACCUCCACAGCCAUCACCGAGUCCAUGUUCCACCCCCCACAGCCACCACCGAGGCCAUGUUCCACCCCUACAGACACCAAUGAGGCCAUGUUCCACCUCCACAGCCAUCACCGAGACCAUGUUCCUCCCCCACAGCCAUCACCGAGACCAUGUUCCACCCCCACAGCCACCACGGAGGCCAUGUUCCUCCCCCACAGGCACCACCGAGGCUAUGUUCCACCCCCACAGCCACCACGGAGACCAUGUUCCACCCCCACAGCCACCACCGAGGCCAUGUUCCACCCCCACACGCACCAUCGAGGCCAUGUUCCACCCCCACAGACACCACGGAGACCAUGUUCCACCCCCACAGGCACCACGGAGACCAUGUUCCACCCCCACAGCCACCACCGAGGCCAUGUUCCACCCCCACAGACACCACGGAGACCAUGUUCCACCCCCACAGACACCACGGAGACCAUGUUCCACCCCCACAGACACCACGGAGACCAUGUUCCACCCCCACAGACACCACGGAGACCAUGUUCCACCCCCACAGGCACCAUCGAGGCCAUGUUCCACCCCCACAGACACCACGGAGACCAUGUUCCACCCCCACAGGCACCACGGAGACCAUGUUCCACCCCCACAGACACCACGGAGACCAUGUUCCACCCCCACAGACACCACGGAUACCGUGUUCCACCCCCACAGCCACCACCGAGGCCAUGUUCCACCCCCACAGACACCACGGAGACCAUGUUCCACCCCCACAGACACCACGGAGACCAUGUUCCACCCCCACAGACACCACGGAGACCAUGUUCCACCCCCACAGACACCACGGAAACCAUGUUCCACCCCCACAGCCACCACCGAGGCCAUGUUCCACCCCCACAGCCACCACCGAGGCCAUGUUCCACCCCCACAGACACCACGGAGACCAUGUUCCACCCCCACAGACACCACGGAGACCAUGUUCCACCCCCACAGACACCAAGGAGACCAUGUUCCACCCCCACAGACACCACGGAGACCGUGUGUCAUCGUAUGA
This is a messenger RNA of Procambarus clarkii (red swamp crayfish), 1197 nucleotides long. RefSeq lists its product as uncharacterized. The record is from RefSeq and is a predicted model, not a curated record. NCBI's taxonomy places the organism in Eukaryota, Metazoa, Arthropoda, Malacostraca, Decapoda, Cambaridae.